Molecule: messenger RNA, 639 nt
Organism: Lottia gigantea (owl limpet)
Lineage: Eukaryota; Metazoa; Mollusca; Gastropoda; Lottiidae
Exons: 2
Coding region: 1-639 (212 amino acids)
Biological process (GO): regulation of DNA-templated transcription
Molecular function (GO): DNA-binding transcription factor activity, RNA polymerase II-specific; DNA binding
Source: RefSeq, a predicted model, not a curated record
AUGGCUGCUGUUUUUCCAAACGUUUCGUCGUUGCCCGCAGGGAACUAUGAAGUAUUGAGAUUUGGACCACAAUCUUCAGAAGAUGCAACUAGAACUGGUUUCCCAAUCUCACUAUUUUCUUCUGUUUCAAAUGUUACUGACGUGAAGGUGAAAGAAAAGGCUUUGCUAGAAUCCUUCGACAGUCUUCGUCCGUUAUACCCAGAACCGAUCAUGCAGCUCUCUUGUUCGUACAAGUAUUACUCAGCAAGUAUUGAAAUGGAACGUUUGAACUCGAUUCAAGGCGAACUGAAGGACUUCCAUAACCAGAAUUUUGACUCUCAACUAAACAAGAUAAUUGACAGGGUUGAAUACAGUUUGAAAUUACUUUCUUCUCGUGAUAGACCUUCACCGUCAAUAACGCGAACUAGGCCUGUAUUAACGCGUAACUCUCUCAAAGUUCUUGAAGAAUGGUACGAGUGUCAUCUGGAUCAUCCAUAUCCAACAGCUUCACAAGUAGAAUGGUUAGCACAGGUUUCCAGUCUGAACACAGAACAAGUCAAGAAAUGGUUCGGAAAUAAAAGAAGUCGUUCCAAGAAUACAAGAUCCCUGACCGAAAUCGCCAAGGUUAAACGAAGACAGAGACUACUGAAAAGACAUUGA